CCGGAAAGCAUCAGCAGCAGCCUACUGUGGGAGAGAACAAACCAGCUUCAGCUGAAGAGGAAAUUAUGAAAAGACGUUAGAAGUGGAUAUGACAUACAUUAUGGAAAUCAUCAAACUGUUUCACGAAGCAAGCCGUAAUUUGGAAUCUUGGAAAAAACGGAAAGGAGGAAGUCCAAAGAACACACUACGUCGAGAAUUGGAAGCAAACAUGAAAAGGAUGAAUAAAAACUGGAAAGGAUUGCUCAGCACAGAGUUGGAUGGAGAAUGCUAAUGAUCAGCCAAUGCUCUUCCACGAGGGAUAAGAGGCAUAAGUGAGCAAGUUUCAGUCUAAGAAAUUAUUAUUAUUAUUCACAAACAGCUAAUGGGUACAUAAGUUUUGUGAAUAAGCCACUUUAAGUUAUUUCAGAAAUGCAAUGAAACACAUGUUUCAGUAACGUUAGCAUAAUAUCUGCCAUAUUUAAGCAGGUUUUAUGGCAUUGCGAAGAAUAUUGAGAUAAAUUUCAGUAACUUAUUGAUAUUUAGGUUCCCUUGAGAUAACUUUGAAUGGUCCAUCGGAUGGAGGGCUAUGUGCUACAUUUAUUUUGUUACGCUAUAUCCAGACGUGCUUACAAUUAUUUAGAUCCUAAAGUACAUAUGUCGCUCGCGAUUGUUCACCAGUAGUUAUUGGUUUAAGUUUGUACAUAUGGUCCCAUAGUUGGUCUACGUAACCUUCUAAAUCAUACAGGCGUAAGUAAGUAAUUGUUUCAUUUCAGCAAGUUACAUAGUGUGACAAUGCAAACCUGACCAGCUGUUCAAGUUUUUUGAUUAUCAUUAGGGUUCGAGGCUGUUAAUAUGACGAGUUACUAUAUUUGGUUUCCUCAGUUGCUAUCAAUUGAGUGCAACAUUAUAUCAGUCGUUUCAACAGUCAAAUCGUGUACGUAGUCAAAAUAUUUAGUUUUAAAUGUCUUUAUUUUGAGUUUGGAUGGAUUUAAUAAAACUACCGUACACUUUUCACUUUUGGCACUGAAUUUUUUUAGCCAUAAUUUUUACAUAGCAUCUAUAAUUAUCUAGUGUUUUUUCAUAUAUAGUCAUUCCUUACUCGCCUCUCGGUCAGCAUGCAAAGAGAUAAUGCUCAAGCAAAUAUUUCAAAUAAUACAAUAUCUGGUAAUUCGGAUUCUGUCAUGGAUCAGCUUGGAACAACUACUGCCUUGAUGAAUACAUCUUCCAAUGUUGGAAGUAGACCAGUUUCUGGAUCUCCUCGUACACCUGGUUCUGCUGGUAGAUCAAAGGUAUUCGACCAAAUAUUUUUGUCACGCGUUGCCGUCGUCGGGUCUUUCACGAUUUAUAUUGGUUACAAUGAUAUCUUGUUAGUUCAGUUAUUCUGCUCAUCUGUUCCGUCAAAAUACGUGUUAUUGUCUCUGUGGACGGAUUCUAUAAUGUAUAGAAAGGCUGGGAUUGCAUCAAUUAAAAGCAAAUCGCUUGCUCAGUCGAAGUACAAAGAAAAAAGUGAUGAGUUAGCAGGAAAUCAGAUAACAACACUAUCACGACAGUUUGAACAAGUUCGUCAGUCGCUUGAAUUAUUUGCGAGCAAACACGGGAACAAGAUUAAAGAGGAUCCACAGUUACGUUCACAAUUUCAAGCAAUGUGUAGUAGUAUUGGUGUUGACCCUAUAGCAUACAGUCGUGGGUGUUGGUCAGAAGCAUUAGGUUUGGGGGAAUUUUACUACCAUCUAGGUGUGAAAAUUAUUGAAGUAUGCAUGGCUAACCAAAAACACACUGGAGGCAUUAUACCUCUCCAUGAAUUGGUAUCUCUAUUAAACAAAAACAGAACACGAUAUGAGUCUGAAGUUAGUGCUGAUGACGUAAAAAGGUCUAUCAGAAAACUGCGUUGUCUAGGAACAGGGUUCAGUCUCAUUAGUCUAUCUGGUGGUCGGUUAUUGGUCCAGUCGGUUCCAGGUGAAAUGAAUAUGGAUCAAACUUUGGUGUUGGGGCUCGCAGAAAGUUCUGAUAGUCAUGUAACAGCAUCAGCCGUAAUAGAUAAAUUUGAUUGGACUAAAGAUCGUACAGACGCUGCCUUUCGCCAUUUAAUGCAAGAAGGUAUUGCAUGGGUUGAUGAUUUAGAUCCUUGUGGUGAAAGAGUAUUUUGGUUUCCUAGCUUAAUGGGCUCAAUAAUUACAUCAUAA
Molecule: messenger RNA, 2162 nt
Organism: Schistosoma bovis
Lineage: Eukaryota; Metazoa; Platyhelminthes; Trematoda; Strigeidida; Schistosomatidae
Source: the annotation of a GenBank genome assembly